Osmerus eperlanus (European smelt) is the source of this 2939-nucleotide messenger RNA. RefSeq names its product protein interacting with prkca 1 (gene pick1). The transcript is spliced from 13 exons. Lineage: Eukaryota; Metazoa; Chordata; Actinopteri; Osmeriformes; Osmeridae. Gene Ontology annotation, biological process: intracellular protein transport; dendritic spine maintenance; regulation of Arp2/3 complex-mediated actin nucleation. The record is from RefSeq and is a predicted model, not a curated record. Gene Ontology annotation, molecular function: phospholipid binding; protein kinase C binding; protein domain specific binding. Gene Ontology annotation, cellular component: trans-Golgi network membrane; synaptic vesicle; neuron projection. Bases 212 to 1465 code for a protein of 417 amino acids.
UAAACAGUAUAGCCUGGCUGAGUCUGAUCAAGCAGGUUGAGAUAGCCGAGUGGUGCAAAGAUGAAUCAUUCUCUAAUAAAGUAUACAUUUUGAGGAACGAUUUGAUUCUAGACUUGUUAUACAGCUCCACACGUGUUUAUGUGAGGAUAAUAACAGGCGUGUUAUUUAUUGCAUUGGACCGUGAAAGAUUAUAAAGAAUAAAUACAGCCAGAUGUUCACAGACAUGGACUAUGAGCUGGAGGAGGACAAAUUGGGGAUCCCCACGGUGCCAGGGACGGUGACCCUAAAGAAGGACGCCCAGAACCUGAUAGGGAUCAGUAUCGGGGGCGGGGCCCAGUACUGCCCCUGUCUCUACAUUGUGCAGGUCUUUGACAACACCCCUGCUGCUCUGGAGGGCACUCUGGCAGCAGGCGAUGAGAUCACUGGGGUGAACGGCAAACCUGUGAAGGGCAAGACCAAGGUGGAGGUGGCCAAGAUGAUUCAAGCUGUCCAGGGAGAGGCCACAAUCCACUACAACAAACUGCAGGCUGACCCCAAACAGGGGAAGUCACUUGACAUAGUGCUGAAGAAGGUGAAGCAUCGUCUGGUGGAGAACAUGAGCUCCGGCACGGCCGAUGCCCUGGGGCUCAGCAGAGCCAUACUCUGCAACGAUGGCCUGGUGAAGAGGCUUGAGGAGCUGGAGAAAACGGCAGAGUUGUACAAAGGACUGAUGGAGCACACUAAGAGACUGCUCCGAGCAUUCUUUGAACUCUCACAGACACACAGAGCGUUCGGGGAUGUGUUCUCAGUGAUCGGGGUACGGGAGCCUCAGGCUGCGGCUAGUGAGGCCUUUGUGAAGUUUGCUGAAGCCCAUCGCAAUAUCGAGAAAUACGGCAUCCAGCUUCUAAAGACCAUCAAGCCUAUGCUCCAUGAUCUGAACACCUACCUACACAAGGCCAUACCAGACACUAAACUCACCAUCCGCAAGUACCUGGACGUCAAGUUUGAGUACCUGUCUUACUGUCUGAAGGUGAAGGAGAUGGAUGACGAGGAGUACAGCUGCAUUGCCAUGGGAGAGCCCAUGUACCGGGUCAGCACCGGUAACUACGAGUACCGGCUGGUGCUGCGGUGUCGCCAGGAGGCUCGCGCCCGCUUCGCUAAGAUGAGGAAGGACGUGCUGGAGAAGAUAGAGCUGCUGGACCAGAAACAUGUCCAAGACAUCGUGUUCCAGCUGCAGCGCUUCGUGUCGGGCAUGUCGCACUACUACGACGAGUGCUACGCCGUCCUGAAAGAGGCCGACGUCUUCCCCAUCGAGGUGGACCUCUCCCGGACCAUGAUCAACUACGGCAACCAGCCGCACUCCUACACGGAGGAGGAGGAGGAUGAGGAGGAGGAGGAGGAGGGAGGAGGGGAGGGCGAUGGAGGAGAGAGCGGGGCGGGCAGACAGGCUGAGAACGGUGCUGAGAAGCUGGUUGAUGAUGAAUGAGAGGGAGUGGGGGUGUCGAUAGCCUACAGAGCAUCAGCCUGACCUCUGCAACCAAACUACUAAAUACUUCACUCACUCUGCUCCUGGACAGGAGAGCCGAACUGGUUUCAUGAACACAGUUCAAGGGGUAAGGACAGUCUACACUGGAGAAUAACACUGGGCUGUUCUGCUAUUUGACUGUAAUGCUAUUAACUGUAAUACUUCUGUACUGUAGCCUCUUAAUAACUACUGUAAAUAGUUAUGAAGCCCAUUGACACUGAACCUAGUCACUUGGAUUUUUGUUGGACUCCACAGGUUCAAACUAUAAGACCUUAACUCUGCUGUUCAACUCAUUCUCACUCAAGAUACGAGUCCAUGUCAAAUGAGUCCAGAAUAUCCAUUGAACUGAAUGUAUGUUAUUUAAAUGUUAAGCUGCAGUGAGUGCUGAUGCUCUGCUUAUGGACUGUAUGGUGUGGAUGAGCAGUGCCUUUUGUCCUGGUCGUGAGUGGUUGGAGUGUGGUGUGAAUGAUGGGUCAGUUUUCUGCCAGGGGGGGUUAUAUGAUGUGUAUGCAUGGAGGGAACAGACCGUGGGCUCUGUGAGAAGUGGCUUCGUUGACCAAAUACAUUUUCUUUCAUUUCCUAAACCCUUAUGUUACAUUAAGUCCAGCUGAGAUGAAAGAACUCUACAUUUGUUCUCUGGGUGGAGGUAUCUCAGGCUGAGAACAGCCUUUAGGUCUACUGUCGCUGUCAGAGAUGGAGGCCUGGUACCAAAUGAGCGUUGUUCUUCAAUACAGUCAAGAGCUGUUUUAUUCCAUAGAAUUCUUUAUUUGUUACACUAUUUUUUUUUAAUGUCAAUGCAAAGCAUUAAUGCCCAACUUCCCUGUGUGACAAUGAAGACAGUGGGGGGAAGCUGUUUCCCUAGAUGGGAACUAUGGAUUAGGAAUGGUAUAGUGAUGCUGGUAUAUCAUACUAGCCUCACUUUCUGCCUCUACAGUACAUUACCAAAAACAUCUCAACUUCAACUUUAUUUGGCUUUUGAGAGCAAUUGGUUUUGCAGCAAGACAUAGAUACAAAACAGGUAUAAGACUAAGAUACAGUCUACAUAGAGUGUGUACAUUUAUGCCAGAUAGGGGCCAGUGACUAAACGACUGGGAUACAUAAAAAAGGGACCUAUAUCUUAUUUAUUACAUGACAAAUUUCUAAUCUAUUAAGUUUAUUUACAAUCAUUGUAUACCCAUCUGAUUGCUCUUCAACUGUUUUGUGGAUUUUCUAUGCAUGUCAUGAUAUUUUCAGCUGGGAAUAAAUGCACAUACUGAUGAAUCCACAAUUUAGACCCAUUUUAUAUUUCAUUUCUUGAAAUGGGCGUGUUUGAUUGCUGUGUGUUUGUCAUUUCUCUGAUUUGUGUUGCUCGUCAUUGUCAGGAUAAUUUGGAAAAGAAGGGUAGACGUGGAAGUGGACAAAUUCAUGAACUCUUGAAAUAAAACAUUCAACUAAG